Messenger RNA from Aphidius gifuensis, 1587 nucleotides. RefSeq names its product serpin B6-like. Lineage: Eukaryota; Metazoa; Arthropoda; Insecta; Hymenoptera; Braconidae. The transcript has 7 exons. Gene Ontology annotation, molecular function: serine-type endopeptidase inhibitor activity. The coding region runs from base 157 to 1371 and encodes 404 amino acids. The record is from RefSeq and is a predicted model, not a curated record.
CAGUUAGUGUGAGCAGCUCAAAGCAGCACAACCAACACAUUCAUAUAAAAAACCUAUUCAAUAAUUUUUGACACUAUUGCCUUCUUUUCUGUAAUAUCGUGACGUGUCGUUGACCGAAAGAAAGACUUGAGUAACUUGCAAUAUAUUUUUAAAAAAAUGUCUGAUUCAAAAAACCAAGACAACUUGUCAAUUGUGGCAAAAAAUAUUGCACUUUUUUCAACAAAUUUUUACAAGACUGUUACUGAAAAUGAAAAAAGUAAUUUAAUUUGCUCGCCAAUCAGUGCUUCAAUUGCACUUGCAAUGACAGCUUUUGGAGCAAGAAAUAAUACCGAAAAAGAAAUACGGUCAGCACUGCAUUUGAGUGAAGAUGAUGAAGUGAAUAAAUUAGGUUAUCAACAACUCAUCGACACGUUCAAUGCAGUUAAAAAUGUUCAACUUGAUAUUGCCAACAAAUUGUUUAUAGCUAACGACAUAAAAAUACAUUGUCCAUUUGUUUCUAUAACAAAAGAUUUCUUUCGAUCAGAAAUACAGUUAGUUGAUUUCAAGCAAUGUGAAACUGCUCGAAAAAUAAUUAACGAUUGGUGUGAAAUUAAAACCAAUAACCGAAUAAAAGACAUUCUACAACCUGGUGAUAUUAAACCACUUACAAAACUGGCAAUCGUCAAUGCGAUUUACUUCAAAGGGAACUGGAAAAAUCCGUUUGAUACCAGGAAAACAAAACCCAAACCGUUUAAUAUCGAUCGUGAAACGCAAAAAAACGUAUUAAUGAUGGAACAAAAAGCUUCAUAUAAUUUUGGUCAUCUCGCAAAACUUGAUGCUACAUACGUAGAACUCCCUUACGAGAGUAAAAAUGAAGAAGAUGCAAUGAGCAUGUUCAUCAUUCUUCCAAAUGAAAUUGAUGGAUUAAAAACCAUUGAAAAAAAUUUACACGAAAUUAAUUUCCAGCAGUUGCAUGCUCAUGGAUAUGCAAAAAAAAUAAUUUUAAAAUUACCAAAAUUUAAAAUUGAAAGCACAAUACAGCUUGGCAGCACACUAGCCACGAUGGGUAUGAUUGAUAUGUUUGAUAUUGAGAAAGCUGACUUUUCUGGUAUUUCAAAUAAAUUUCUUUAUGUUGAUAAAGUAAUUCAAAAAGCUUUUAUUGAAGUAAAUGAAGAGGGUAGUGAAGCUGCAGCUGUCACAGUUGUAUUAUUAGCAGGACGAUGCGCACCACGACCAGUGCCUGAAUUUAUCGUUAACCGGCCUUUCUUCUGUGCUAUUGUUGCAACAAAAACAGGCACCCAACUUUUUAAUGCUCGAGUUGUAGAUCAUUCUCAUGGCUCAUUAGAACUCGACAACAAAACAUGUUACGAUGGAACAAACAGUCUAAUUUAGUCAUUUGUGAUUCAUUUUUCCUUUUUCAAUAUUAUCAUGAAGUGACGUGUUAUUUUUUAAAUUCCUGGUAUAAGUAAUCGUUUGAAAAAACAUUUCCAUUGUAAUUUCGUUAUCUUUCCAUUUUUUUUUUUUUUUUAGUAAUUUCUUGUCGAACAGUCAUCCUUUCAAAUUAUAAUAUACUUUUAAAGUGCACAAUAAAAAUUAAAAAAUACUGUA